UCUUGAUAUCAAAUGACUGAAGAUCAGUUUAUGAAAUGACAAUAUAAUAUCGAUUUUAAUGUUAUCGAAAUCUUAUCCGUGAUAAGUCGUAUUCAAGUUUGAAAAGUCCGCCAGAUUUACUUAAAGGGUUGUCAUUUUGUUAUGUUGUAGCAUAUUUAUUUUACUGUUUUUAAUAAAUAAUCAGUUACUUAUCUUAAAUUACUCUAAUAUUUAUUGUAGUUUGAUUCUGUUGCGAGUGAGUAAAUACUUGCUGCGCUCAGCGAUUUGUUGUUAUUGUCGACCCACCCUAAUAUUUAUUCGUAUUUUCUUUUUUUCAAAUGGAGUAAUUUUAAUGGCCAAAACAUUUAAAUCUAGCCCUUUCGAGAAUAUAGUCAAGAAAUACACCCUUUGUGGUAUAUGUGAUGGGAAAAUUAUUCAUAGUUCUUUUCUGCAAUGUGGAUGUAGUGUCAUCUUGUGUAAUUACUGUAAUGAGAAACACAGUUGCAAAUUCCAUCACCAGGCAGUCAAAUUUGACAGCUAUCAACACAACAAAUCAGUUAAUUUCAUUCAUGAGCUUUCUGCUCUAAUGACAACAAAUCCAUCUGAGAAAGAUAAAGAGAAAAAGAGUUUACCAGAAAAUUCGUAUUCAGCAUCUUUGCCUGAUCUUGAUGAUCUGAUGGUUGAUGAAACUACAAAUGGAGAAAUAUCAUUUUCACAAUUAUUUGAUGAUAGAUGCUCCAGAAAUGACAAACCAAAAAACACCAUUAGUAGCAUUAGAAGAGAGUCAAUUUCUCCAAGAAUAAGCUAUACUCUUAAAAGGAAACAAUAUCUUAGUGAUUCAGAAGAUGAAGAAAGUUUUAAUAAAAGUGAAACAGUUUUAUAUAAAAGAUUGUCUGACUGUAGUUCAAGUAAAAAGAAGAAAAUAACUAAGAAAAUGAAGUAUAGCAACAAAAGUCGAGAUACUAGCAUUUUUUCCCCAAUUGGUUGCGAUUCUGACUCUGGUAAUUCUGACAAGCAACCCUUCGAAAGAAAAAGGAAUAAUAGAAAAGAUAGACAUUCUAUACCGCUAGGUAUGUCUUUUGGUGUUGACAAUGAUGUUUCUUCUUUAGAUCCAAAUGAAGACUCAUCCCCUGUUUCUGAAUGGUGUCAGACAUUUCAAGAGAGUAACGCACCUUUGAAGGAUCAUACAUAUCUAGAAAAUAACUCUGUUUUGGAAAAUAAUUCCAGUUUUAUCCAGGACUUAGUAAAAGAGAAAAACAUGAACAAUGUUAGUAGUUCAGUUGAAAACAUGGUGUGCAAUGACCAAAUAUGUGCAAAUAAUAUUGGAAGGACCAUUGAAAACAGCAGAGUGGAAGAGAACAUUGAUGAGCUUCAUACUUGCUCUCUUAAUUUAGAUAGUAAUGAAAUCAAUACAUCCAACUUGGUGAACGAUAUUAACAGCUUAAAUCAAAUCAUUAAAAAAAGUGAUGAAAAACAGGAAAUUAACUCUAACAGAUCGAUAAAGCAGAGAAACUCGACCAAAAAGAAUAAAGAAUCUAAGUGUCACAAGAAUAAGGCUGCUAAAAGUGAUAAGCAAAUAAAGCAUAAAGACAAUGGUACAUUAAAUUGUAAUCUUGAAGAUUUUGAUGGGUUUGAUCAAGGUGAUAUCAAUGCUAGUACAUUAAAUUACAUGCUGCAUAAAUUGACCACACCAUUUAAUGACGAUGAUGAAAUGAUGUUUCCAAUACAUUACAAAGGGAAAACGUUCAUUAUUCAUUUAAAAGAUAAAUUUGAUUCUGAACCUAAUGAGAGUGAAUACCAUUAUGUCCUUAGACCGUUUAAAACCUUUCAAAAUCAUUUCGCUCAGACAGAACCUCAGGCAGUAAAAGAAGCAAAAGGUGAUGUGAUUACUCAGACUGAAGGUUAUGGCACUGCUGAAGCAUGUGUUGGCCGCGAUGGUGAAAAAACUGCUUUCAUUCAAACUGAUGAUUAUCAAGUGAUGGAUGCAUGCGUUGGCCGAGAUGGUGAAAAUACUUGUUUCAGUCAAACUGAUAGUUACCGAAUGGUAGACGCAUGCGUUGGCCGAGAUGGUGAAAAUACUGGUUUCAGUCAAACUGAUAGUUACCAAAUGGUAGACGCUUGUGCGGGCCGAAAUGGUGAAAAAGUUGGUUCUAUUCAAACCGAUAGUUACCAAGCCGUGGAUGCUUGUGUGGGACCUGAAGCCAAAAUAUCAGAAGUUUCACAAACAGAUAGAUACCAAGUUAGAGAUUCCUAUACAAAUACCAAGGAGUUCAGAUGUUGUGCUGUUCAGACAAAUCUGGUUAAUAAUUCUUCAUCUGACUUAUGGUCCAGGAAUUGUACUGCUAGUGCAGUUCAGACUGAACCAUAUGAGAAUAAGGCAUCUGAUAUUAGUUUCAACAUGCCUUACUCUAGUGUUGAUCUCAAUUAUACGUGUAAUAAGGUUGAAAAUAUCAUUACUACUGAAAUUCCCAAAAAGGUAGAUGCUGAUGCCAAGGAAAAUUCUGACAAUGAAGAUGAGGAUAUUAUUGAAGGAACUCCUGUCAAAGUGAACAAUGUGUCUGUUGCUAGUCUUAACUUGUCAGCUUUAAAGGGACGAACUCCUCAUUUUGAUUGUAAUGAGUCCACAGUUGCAAGAGAUGAAAUCAUCUCAUGCUCAGAUCUAACUAAUGCGGAUAAAUUAUGUGUAGAAAAAUUCACUAAUCGGUUUGGUAUGGAAUAUAGCGAAUAUUUUAACAAUAAGACUACACAUCUUGUUGUUUCUUCAAGACUGACUCAUGAUUCUCAUAAAACAUUUAAAUAUUUAAUAGCAAUUGCCUCGAAGGCUUGUGUUGUCUCUAUCGAUUGGGUCAAAGAUUCAUUACAAAGAAUGGAAGUUUUGCCAGUUAGUAAAUAUAUUCCAACCAAUCAAUCAGGACCAAUGAGAUGUCGAAUGAAUGUAAGGUUACCAUUUGCAGGUCUUACAAUAUGUGUGCAACUGUUGACGAACUAUCCUGGUGUUAAAGCGAUGGAGGCACUUACUAAGCUUUGUGGGGCUUAUAUUGUGGACAAUAUAGAACAAUACAAUUCACCUCAAAAGUGGCCUUUCCCAAGGUUUUGUCUGUUUGAAGAUGAAACUCAGCUGACUUCCCAAAUAUUAAAUAGUUGCAGUAAAAACCACUUAGUAGCUGUUCACUUCGAAUGGGUUUUUGAUUCCGUCGCAGCUUAUUGUAGGCAACCAAUAUUGAAAUACUUAUGCUCUACAUUUAUCAUAACUGAUAAUAUUGUUGAAAAAUAUAAGAUUCCAAGUGAUAUGCUUGUUGACAACAGUACAUCAUAGCUUAGUUUAUUUAUUAAAUUUGUUUAUUUUUAUCAACAAUUACUGUGAUGGAUGGUUGUAUGUUAAUAUUUAUAUUGAUUACAAAUUUUUAUCUUUUUAUUGAGUUUAUUUAUAUGUAUUAAUCUUUCUUGUUGAAAAAAUCGGGAGUGACUAGUUUUUCGAUAUAAUUAGUUGACUUUUUUUAUGAUAAUUUUAAUUUAAUUUUCAUCUAAAAUUAAUUGAUGCUCUUUGUACAAAUUAAAUAAUUAAUAAAUGAAUCGGAUGACACAUAACAGAAUUGAACCAAUCCACAUUAUGUAUAUUCUGAAUAAUCUCUUCAGUUAACUGGUGUUGGAGAAUCUGAAAGCUUGGGAGUAACUUAUUUUUUUCAUGAAACCAAUUUUAUUCUAUAUUUUAUCCAACCAAUUCUUUUUUUUUCUUAUUGAAAUAUAAUUAUUGUGUUCUGUUUUGAGUUAUUUGUUUCAUGUUUUAUUUUCCAUUGUAGGUACUUGAACAUAGAUAUGAAUCUUUUCUGUUUAAAUUAAUAAAAACUAAUCCCAUUCAAAACCACCUGUAACUCAUUUUUGGAUAUUUUGUUGAUUGGUUCCUUUCUGUUGAAUGUCGUCUAACUGUUUAAACUUUAUCGAAAAUAAAGUUGUCAAAAUACAUUUUGUGCUAAAAAUCAUUGUUAAAAUUUAUAAUUUUUAAGAAAAAAUAAUUAAAUGUUACUUUAGUAAUAUAUUAAUUUUAUUUUUUAAGCCAUAUUUUAUUUUAUCCUCCUGUUCUGAUCUGUUAUUGUUAUCAAAUGAACUCUUAAUGAGAUUUUUUUUCUAUAAGGUUUCUUUAAUUAAUAUUGUUUGAUUUCUAUUAGGAAUUUUGCAGUAUGUUACAUUAUAAUUAUUGAAUUUUAGAAUUUAAUAUGCCCAUUGGUUAUCAUUCUUUAUUGUUAUUAUUCAUUCAAUUCAUGCAGGUUAAUUUUAUAAUUUUGUUCUGUUCUUAUUAUUAAAUAUUUUUAAGUCGAUAAUGUAUGUACCAUAAUUAUAAUUAUAAUAAGUACCAAUGAUUAUACAAUCAGUGUUGUUAAAUUAAUGUAAUUUGUGUUUAGUUCAAUUUGGUUCCUAUUAAUGUAAACUGUCGAGUUAAUGAUUUCUUUAUUAGUUACCAGAUUCAACAUGAUUUAAUUAGAUUUUAGGCAACAGGGAGUAGCUUUUAUAUGUUUUCAAUUUUUUAUUUUGAUAUUUUAUUAUCAUAGUCCAUUUUUUAGGGCAUAAGUUUUAUAUCUUGAAUUUUAAAUCUCAGUUUGUUAUAUUUUAAAUCUGUAUCAAUGAAAAAAACGUAAUUAUCCUAGUUCCAUAAUGGAUUUGAUAUAUCAACAGCAACUAGGCAUUUUGUCAGAAUCCAAUUUUUGCCGGUUUUAGAAACCUAGAAAACUUUUAUUUUAUAUUUAAUGAUUGUUUAUUUAUACGUAUAAGAUUUGAUAUAAACAUUCUUAUGUUUAUUCAUUACAAUAUGAGAGAGAGAGAGGUUAAUUAAAAACUAAUAUUUGAAGGUUAAGAUAUUGCCAUGUUGUUGAUAUUUUUAUGAUUAGUCAAUCCAUUUAGUGCCUUUUUCAAAUUAAAAUUGUAUUUUUGUAAAAAAAACAUUAUGAAUUAAAGUAAAACAUUACAAACAAAUAAAAUAUAACAAUUAUUUUUUAUGUAUCAUGUUUCUAUGAUAAACUAUAUCCAUUAUAUCAUGUUUAAUUGUUCUUAAAAUAUGAUUUGGUGAAUAAAAACUUUUUAUUCUUGUGAUUCCUUAU
This is a messenger RNA of Nezara viridula (southern green stink bug), 5072 nucleotides long. The record is from the annotation of a GenBank genome assembly. Lineage: Eukaryota; Metazoa; Arthropoda; Insecta; Hemiptera; Pentatomidae.